Molecule: messenger RNA, 1671 nt
Organism: Morone saxatilis (striped sea-bass)
Lineage: Eukaryota; Metazoa; Chordata; Actinopteri; Moronidae
Product: tripartite motif-containing protein 14-like
Exons: 5
Coding region: 1-1671 (556 amino acids)
Molecular function (GO): zinc ion binding; protein binding
Source: RefSeq, a predicted model, not a curated record
AUGGGGACUGUUGAGAAAACUUUAAAGUGUCCCGUCUGCCAGGACUUCUUCACAGAUCCGGUGACGCUGCCAUGCGGACAUGAUUUCUGUCUUACCUGUAUCCAGGCUGUUUGGGAAACAGAUGGGCCUAAUGAGGGUCCUUUCUUCUGUCCAGAGUGUCAGGUAUUCUUCCCCUCUGACCUCAAUCUGGAGAAAAACACCAGCCUUCAAACAAAAGUAAUGGAUUUCACCACUAACAGACCUUCAACAGCAGAGCUACAGACAACAACACCAAGCAGGGCAACCAAAUCAUCUUCAACUAUCCACUGCGACCACUGCAUAGAGACUCCAUCGGUGGCCAUAAGGACCUGUCUGACCUGCGAUGCCUCACUGUGCCAGGCUCACGCCCUGCUGCACCAGCAGAGGUCUGCUCUGCGGGACCACACAGUUGUGGAGGUGACGGGGGAUCCGCUGUCUCUGAAGUGCAGGGAGCACCGCGAUGAGCUCAAGCUCUUCUGUAUGGAAGAAAGGGUCCCUGUGUGCUGUUUGUGUGUCCUCGUUGGCGUGCACAAGAACCACAAAGCGUCUCAACUCCAUGAAGCCUGCACUGACUUCAAGAACAUGUUAGAGACCACUAUGAACCAACUGCUGAAGAGGAGAGGUGAAGCAGAACAUGCCAUCAAGGACUUGGAGUCACUAUAUACACAAACAGUGAAGUCUGCUGCAGAUUUCAGAGAAAGAGUCUCAGACAAGUACAGCAGGAUCCGCGUUGUGCUGGACGGUGAUGAGCGUCUGAUGAUGCAGAUUAUAGACGCAGAGGAGACAUACAUGACGGAGUGGCUGGAGGCCCAGAGGGGCAUAAUGGAGGCUCAGAUCAAAGAGAUAGACAGCCUCAGAGCCUCCAGCAAAUCACUCCUCCAAGAAACAAAUCAUCUGCGAUUCCUACAGGUAGAUUACCGUGAUCCGGUGGAUUUAGCACCAAUCCAGAAAGUAGACAAACAUCUGUGUGACCCUGAGAAGCUGAGAACAGUAGAGAGGCUGGUGGAUGACCUCUCAGUGGCUCUGUCCCAACACUUUCCACGUAUGUGGUCAUAUUUAAGUUCCCCUUCUCUGGACUCCAACACAGCCCAUCCGAAACUGGAAAUAUCCCAGGACAGGAAACAAGUGUACUGGAGGCAGCAGCCUGUCAGUGAAGCUGUUAGCCCUCAGCCUUAUGACUCCCAGUUUAGUGUACUGGCUCAGGAGAGUUUUACUACUGGUCAACACUACUGGGAGGUCAUAGUCCAGGAGAAACCUUACUGGUUAAUAGGUGUGACCGCUGGGCCAGUCGAGAAGAAAGACGGUCCAAGCCAGAGAUCCUCAAGCCUGGGUGUGAACAACACAUCCUGGUGCAUCUACCAUGGAGAUGGACAAUACCUGGCAUGUCAUGAUACCCAGGAGAAACAGCUGUCAGUGGGAAAAAGAGUGAGAAAACUGGGCAUACUGGCAAAUCUCCAGAAGGGGGAGCUGUCAUUCUACGAUUCUGAUUCUAUGACCCUGCUGCACACUUUCCGUGUGCAGUGCACAGAGCCUCUCUACCCCAUGUUAAACCCAUGCAUUGAUGUGAAUGGACUGAACAGGCAGCCUCUUACCUUGUUCUUGAUUAAGGACUCCUGGAAUUGGCAUGUGAACACAAAUGGGGCUAAAGGGUGA